Messenger RNA from Corticium candelabrum, 1199 nucleotides. Its product is annotated as protein MEMO1-like. The record is from RefSeq and is a predicted model, not a curated record. The transcript is spliced from 9 exons. Lineage: Eukaryota; Metazoa; Porifera; Homoscleromorpha; Homosclerophorida; Plakinidae. The coding region runs from base 65 to 1048 and encodes 327 amino acids.
UGCCUCACUGGAAACGCGGAUUUAAGGAAGCCCCGCGCGAAACAAGAGCACCCCACACCUUGGAAUGCGAGCAGUAGACUACAGCAUGCACUGCACGGUCUAUGACGUUGACGUCACGGUGACGUCUCCGGGCAUAGGAUUCAACUAUCUUAGAAUGUCAUGCAGACGAGCGUCUCAUGCCGGAUCCUGGUACGCCGACUCAGGCCGAACGUUGACUCGUGAAUUGCAGUUGUGGUUAGAGAAAGCGGAGUUGAAGUUCGACCCCACUCGCACAAGAGCUCUCAUUGCCCCACAUGCCGGUUACAGGUACUCUGGUCCCUGUGCUGCACAUGCCUACAAACAUAUAGAUCCUACGGAAGUCAAACGAAUUUUUAUUCUUGGUCCUUCUCACCAUAUUCAUCUCCCCGGCUGUGCCUUGUCUAAAGCAACAACAUGUGAAACCCCACUUUAUCCUCUCACAGUAGAUCAAGGCGUUGUGUCUGAACUAAGAGCAUCUGGUAUGUUUGAGGAGUUGUCAUUAAAAGCAGAUGAAAACGAGCACAGUAUCGAGAUGCAUCUCCCAUUUAUUGCUAAGGCUAUGGAAAGUAAGAAAGGUGCAUUUGCAAUCAUCCCUAUUGUAGUUGGUGCUCUCAAGCCGGAGGGCGAGCAAAAGUAUGGAAGGCUUUUGUCAAAGUACAUCCUUGAUUCCACUAAUCUGUUUAUCAUCUCGUCUGACUUUUGUCACUGGGGUAAACGAUUUCAAUAUACAUUUUAUGAUAAGUCACACGGAGCUAUCCACCAAUCUAUUGAAGCACUGGAUAGAAAAGGUAUGGAUAUUGUUGAAAGUCUAAAUCCCACCGCUUUCACUGAGUAUCUGCAAGAAUUCUCUAAUACAAUAUGUGGUCGACAUCCUAUGUCGGUACUGCUUCAUGCUGUGUCUUGUGCUCAGGGUAACAAUAGUCUCAGCGUGCAACUGAGGUUUGUCAAAUAUUGUCAGUCAAAUCAAUGCAAGGACAUGAAUGAUAGCUCCGUCAGUUAUGCGUCAGCAGUGUUGACAUUAAAGGCGUAGUUCGUAGUGAAUUGAACAGUAUUGAGUAUUGACAGAAGGCGAAUGUAAUGCCAUGAACUAUACUUACUAUACAGCAAAACUAAGCAAUGAUAGUUGUUGAUAUUAACUAAGUUAGGAAAUGUCUUACAGAACAGUUGAGUUUAGUCUCGUC